AUGGCGACCUGGCCACAAAUAUUUUGCAGGUUGGUGAAGAAGCAAUUAUCAUGCUGGGCACCAGCAGGAGCACCGGGUGCACGCAGAGGACUGGCAUCAUCAGAUGUACAUAGGUCACCCAGCUUUGGUCUUCUCUUCGAUAUCGAUGGCGUGUUGGUGAGGGGCCGGAAUCCCAUCCCGGGGGCGGCCGAGGCUUUCAAGAGGUUGCUGGGCAGAGACGGGCGGCUGGCCGUGCCCGUUGUCUUCGUAACCAACGCUGGGAAUUGCCUGCGUCAGGAGAGAGCGACCGAGCUGAGCCGAGUCCUGGGGAUCGAGGUGUCUCGGGAUCAAGUGAUUCUUUCCCAUAGUCCUUUGCGGAUGUUCCGUCAGUUCCAUGACAAGAGGGUUUUGGUGUCCGGUCAGGGUCCGGUGGAAGAAGUUGCCAAGGACCUGGGCUUCCAGAACACGGUCACAAUAGAAGAUAUAAGGAGGGCUUUUCCUCUACUGGACAUGGUGGAUGAAAGUCGCAGGCCUAAAAACCUGGGUCCUUCUUCCAGCUUGGCUUUCCCUACUAUAGAAGCCAUCGUCCUGCUGGGGGAGCCGGUGCGGUGGGAGACCAGCCUGCAGCUCAUCCUGGAUAUUUUGCUGAGCUCCGGCAAGCCGACCGAAUGGCAGGCGCAGCCCCCAUACCCGCACAUUCCUGUUUUGGCAUGCAACAUGGAUCUUCUUUGGAUGGCGGAAGCAAAGAUGCCCAGGUUCGGCCACGGGACGUUUCUGGUGUGCCUGGAGACUUUGUACCGGAAAAUCACCGGGAAGAAGCUGUGUUAUGAAGCCCUGAUUGGCAAACCCAGCAUGGUGACAUACGGCUUCGCCGAGCAGCUGGUUAUAAGGCAGACGAGAGAGCGGGGCUGGGAUGCCCCAAUACGGACCUUGUAUGCUGUCGGUGAUAAUCCCAUGGCAGACAUAUACGGCGCCAACCUCUACAAUCGUCAUCUGCAGACUCGGCAAGGAGACACUUCAUCCGGCCAUCCACAGAGCUGCGAGUCCAUCCUGGUGUGCACCGGUGUUUACGGAAAUCAGAAGGAGGUGCCAGCAGACCUGCAAGAGAGCAUCACUGAGACCGUUUUCCAUGGGCACCGCGAUUUCCAGCUGGAGCCCAGCCUGGUGGAGGCGCGUUAUGUGGUGCAGGAUGUGGGGCAGGCCGUGGAGCUAGUGCUGAAGAAGGAAGGCUGGAACCCCGAAUCUGAGAGGGGUGAUGACACCAGCCCUCGCGUCACAAACUGAUGUCAGCUAUAUGUAAUCUCCGCAU
Nanorana parkeri is the source of this 1288-nucleotide messenger RNA. RefSeq names its product cat eye syndrome chromosome region, candidate 5 (gene HDHD5). The record is from RefSeq and is a predicted model, not a curated record. Gene Ontology annotation, biological process: glycerophospholipid biosynthetic process. The transcript has 8 exons. Bases 1 to 1263 code for a protein of 420 amino acids. NCBI's taxonomy places the organism in Eukaryota, Metazoa, Chordata, Amphibia, Anura, Dicroglossidae. Gene Ontology annotation, cellular component: mitochondrion.